GAAAGACACAUUCUUCAACGAUCACAACCGUCGACGUGCCACCCCCAAACAAUCCUUAUUCGUGAGCUUGCCGGAAUAUAGCUUUGCUAUCGAUUCCAAUACCCAUCGCAAGAAUUAGCAUAUACUUUCCAUUUCCGCAAAACCUUCGUCCCCAAAUCUCCCAUUCCUUUCCCCAAUUCCCUGUGAUUCAAUGCACCCAUGUCCAAGCAAACAUUCACAGUAUGUCUCUGUUUCAGACGACGUUUCAAGAUCCCCCCCGCCGAACCUCCCACCGGAAUCAAGUCCCUGUUCAAUAAGUAUUCAGCUAACGAUUUCAUGACCGCAGAUCACCUCCAACGCUUCCUUAUUGAGGUUCAGAAACAAGAGAAAGCUACGAUCGAGGAAGCUGAAGCAAUUAUUACGCAGAAUUCCCCUUCUAUCUUCCAUCGCAAGGGUUUCAAUCUCGAAGCCUUCUUCAAAUACCUCUUCGGCGCUUCUAAUCCCGUUUUAUCUCCAUCUGGUUCGGCUCACCAAGAUAUGACAGCUCCAUUGUCUCAUUAUUAUAUUUACACUGGCCACAACUCAUAUCUAACUGGGAAUCAACUCAAUAGUGACUGUAGUGAUGUUCCCAUCAUUCAAGCUUUGGAGAGAGGUGUAAGAGUCAUUGAGUUAGAUAUAUGGCCUAAUUCAACAAAUGAUGAUGUGGAUGUUCUUCAUGGAGGGACAUUGACAACUCCUGUUGAACUUCGCACAUGUUUAAAGUCUAUUAAAAAUCAUGCAUUCUCUGCAUCCGAAUACCCUGUUGUAAUCACUUUAGAAGACCACCUUACCACAGAUCUUCAAGCUAAAGUCGCAGAGAUGGUUCAUGAUAUAUAUGGAGACACAUUGUUUACUCCUGAGAAAGAAUGUUUAGAGGAAUUCCCCUCACCUGAAUCUCUUAAGAAAAGGUUUAUUAUAUCUACUAAACCACCAAAAGAGUACCUUAAAGCUAAGGAAACUAAGCCAAAGGGAAAUGGAUCAAAGGAGAAAGAUGCAGAAGCUUGGGGUGGAGAAAUUGCAAGCUCUGAUGAUAAGGAUGAUUCAGAUGAUGAUGAUGAUUCGGAUGAUGAAGAUGAUGACAAUGCAGCUCCUGAAUAUAAAAGUUUGAUAGCCAUCCAUGCUGGAAAAGGAAAAGGUGGUUUGGAUGAUUGGUUAAAAGUGGACCCCACUAAAGUACGUCGUCUUAGUUUAAGUGAACAAGAGCUUGAAAAAGCAGCAAAAACUCACGCCCCACAGAUUGUCAGAUUCACACAAAGAAAUAUUUUGAGGGUGUACCCUAAAGGAAUACGAUUCGACUCAUCUAAUUACAACCCAUUGAUCGGUUGGAUGCAUGGAGCUCAGAUGGUUGCAUUCAAUAUGCAAGGUUAUGGAAGGUCAUUAUGGUUGAUGCAAGGAAUGUUUAGGGGUAAUGGGGGAUGUGGAUAUGUCAAAAAGCCUCAACUUUUGUUGAAGGGAGGUGAUGAGGUUUUUGAUCCAAGGGUGGAAUUACCUGUUAAAAUGACCUUAAAGAUAACUCUUUACAUGGGUGAAGGAUGGUAUUAUGAUUUUAAACAAUCACAUUUUGACGCUUACUCUCCUCCAGAUUUCUACGCAAAGGUUGGAAUUGCGGGAAUACCUGCGGAUACGGAAAUGAAAAAAUCAAAAACAGUUGAGGACAGCUGGAACCCAACGUGGAAUGAAGAAUUUGAGUUCCCGUUAAGAGUUCCGGAUUUAGCUCUGAUUCGGGUCGAAGUUCAUGAAUAUGAUAUGUCAGAAAAAGAUGAUUUUGCAGGACAAACAUGCAUACCAGUUAGGGAGAUUAGUAAAGGCAUACGAUCGGUUCCAUUAUACAGUCAAAAGGGCGAUGUAUACCAGACUGUAAAGCUGCUUAUGCGGUUUGACCAUUGACAUAACUUAUUCAAUUUUGGGUAUAUAAAAUUAGUUGUAAGCAUUUCACACCA
Messenger RNA from Lactuca saligna, 1958 nucleotides. Lineage: Eukaryota; Viridiplantae; Streptophyta; Magnoliopsida; Asterales; Asteraceae. The record is from the annotation of a GenBank genome assembly.